AUGGAUUGUGUGCCGGAUCACGAGUUUGCCAUGAGAGAAGUUGCACAGGCAUACGAGCUCAUCAAGAGCCAGCAGCCUCUCCUGCAGUUCUGCGACGAGCAGCCAUCUUCGGCUGCGACCAAUAAUCUGGUGCAGAGGCUCCUCAACGAGGCGCUGCAAGCGUUGCGCCUUGCCUUGUCAGUCAUGGACCCACAGCUUCCUGCUGCUGUAACAGGUCAUCAUUCAAGCUCAACCACAACCAACAGGCCUCAUCUCUUACGGCAGAAGAGCUCUGCAGGAGCAGGCGAUUCGGAAGGAGUGAUGAGCACCAUGACAAGGGGUAAAAGGAGAAGGUCAAAUGAUGCCAGUUCACGUAUUCUCUUGACUUCCAUGCCUCAUGAAGAUGGAUAUCACUGGAGAAAAUAUGGCGAGAAACAGAUCAAUGGAACCCAUUUCACAAGGAACUACUUCAGGUGCAGCUACAAAUAUGACAGAGGUUGCCAGGCCACAAAGCAAAUACAACAGCACAAUAACAGCGAUCCGCCAAUGUUUCAGGUGACCUACAACAGUGAGCACACCUGCAACCACACCACAACUUCCAACAAAUACAACAACGACAACGAUCUUCCACAUCUAAGCUACAGCAACGCCGAGGGAGUAGUGACCAUUCCAACUAGCCAUGCCAUGAAAGAGCAAGAACAGGGACCACUGCCGUCUCUUGUCGAAGUUUCUACCCUUUCUUUGGAUUCGAUGCCUACUGAAGACCCAUUUUGUUUCAGUAGCCACUACACUCUAAAUCCUUAUCAAGCUGAUGACCUAGUGAUGGAAAUGUCCAACAUACCAUGUGUGCGUAGUGAUGGAUAUUUAGACAUGGGGCCAAUGGCGCUGCCUGUGGAAACAUUGGAAGAUACCCCUUUCAACGAUCUUGAGCUUGACGAACUAUUUGACAGCAGCUGGAUUGACAAUUAG
Molecule: messenger RNA, 948 nt
Organism: Miscanthus lutarioriparius
Lineage: Eukaryota; Viridiplantae; Streptophyta; Magnoliopsida; Poales; Poaceae
Source: the annotation of a GenBank genome assembly